AUGUCACACUGGAUGAUCUCGGUGUUUUGUGCAAUCGCGAUUUCUUCCGUUCUUCAGACUCCCUUCGGUUUUCAAAAGCACAAAUGUCACACUAAGUCUCGAUCACCGAUCCGGAACUCCAAGGCGUCGCGUUUUUACACUUCCGGUAUCGAAGAGCGCAGAAUACGAAGGAGUGAGUCGGUUUCGAAGGAGAUAGAACAGUUGGCGAAGGGUCUCGCGACUCCAGACGUGUUUCUAGAACUGAUGAACAACCUGAGUACCGUCGAGUAUCACAGAAACGCAAUAGCACAGUGGGAAUUCGAGAGCAACAUCAAUGCGACGACGAGGGCCAAAGCGCUCAAGUCAUCCGCCAAACUCGCCGAGUUUCAAAAAAUCGUAUGGAAAGCUGCUGGGAAAUACGAUUGGCGGAAUUUCAAUGGCACCUCGAGGAUCAAGAGACAGUUCGAAAUGAUCUCGGUGCUCGGUAGCGCCGUUUUAUCCGACGAUAAGUUCAAGCAGCUGGACGAGGUGAUAAAUAAAAUGGAAUCAAUCUACAGCACCGCGACUAUAGAACCUUACGUGAAAAUUGACGGGUCUUCGAAGUCGAAGAAGUUGCGAAGAGGUGGAGGACGAAAACUGCGUCUGGAGCCAGAUUUUUCAUCCGUUGCUCAGUACUGGACCAACCCUUACGAGGAUCCGAAUUUCGAAAAGAAGAUAGUCGAGAUCUGGCAGGAGGUGAAACCUUUCUAUCUAGAACUUCACGCCUACGUGAGGAACCGACUGAGGACCAAAUACGGAACUCGGGUUAUUCCUGAGAGCGGUUACAUUCCAGCUCAUGUCUUCGGCGAUAUGUGGACCCAGUCUUGGAUUCAUCUGAACAAAGACACGAUGCCGUAUCCUGACCACGCUAUUCCGGACAUGACGAAGAGGCUAAAGGUCAACAACUUCACGAAGAUGGAGUUCUUCAAGCUAGCCGAGGACUUCUUCCGAUCCCUGGGCUUUCCAAAACUGCCGGAAACGUUCUGGCGGAAUUCGAUCAUCGAACGUCCGCCCAACAAUAAGACUGAACUGGUAUGUCACGGGUCAGCAUGGGACAUGUAUGACGGAAGGGAUUUCAGGAUCAAGAUGUGCACCGAAGUGACCUACGACGAUCUGGUCAUCGUUCACCACGAGAUGGGUCACGUUCAGUACUACAUCCAGUACAGAGACCAGCCGAUAGUUUUUAGAGAAGGAGCCAAUCCUGGGUUUCAUGAGGCGAUCGGUGACACGAUAGCACUGUCAGUUUCUUCCUUGCCUCACGCCUGCGGUCUGGGCCUAGUUGACAACGUCGAUUACCAGCCAAUGACUGACAUCAAUUAUCUGUACUUGAUCGCGCUCCAGAAGAUCGCUUUCCUCCCAUUUGCCUACUGCGUUGACAAGUGGCGAUGGACCGUAUUCACCGAUGAAGUUACCCCCGAGAUGUACAACAGCCUUUGGUGGAAGUUCAGGGCUGAAAUCCAGGGCAUCGAGCCUCCUUUUAAUCGUGAUGAGACUGACUUCGACCCUGGAGCUAAGUAUCACGUGGCUGCCAACGUGCCGUACAUAAGGUACUUCGUCAGCUUCAUUAUACAGUUCCAGUUCCAUGAGGCAGUCUGUCUCAACGCUGGUCAGUAUGACCCAAAUGACCCGAACAGACCCCUUCAUCGAUGUGAUAUCUACGGUAGCAGGGAAGCAGGGAUAGCAAUGCGGCAAAUGAUGAAGCUGGGAUCAAGUCUGCCUUGGCAGGAAACGAUGGAGCGUUUCACAGGAAGUCGUGAGAUGCGAACCGAGGGAAUAACUGCCUACUUUCGCCCUCUGUACGACUGGCUUAAACAAGAAAACGCUCGAACCAGAGAACCAGUUGGAUUCUGAAGUGAGAGAAUGUUCUCCCGCACUUUUUUAUCUACCACCGAUAGCUCCGAUUCGUGGACGGUAAAGCAGUCUGGAUCAAAAUACAGUAGCGACUGUUGGUAACCUGAGUUUUUCGAUCACCUGUUACCACUCACCGAUAAAGCCAGACUUUUCUCUGAUGAUCAAGAAUUUAUAACGACGCCUGGCGUUUAUGGGAGAGAAACAAUAAAAACGACGA
This is a messenger RNA of Diprion similis, 2086 nucleotides long. RefSeq names its product angiotensin-converting enzyme-like. Bases 1 to 1869 code for a protein of 622 amino acids. Lineage: Eukaryota; Metazoa; Arthropoda; Insecta; Hymenoptera; Diprionidae. The transcript has 12 exons. Gene Ontology annotation, cellular component: plasma membrane. Gene Ontology annotation, biological process: proteolysis. Gene Ontology annotation, molecular function: peptidyl-dipeptidase activity; metallopeptidase activity. The record is from RefSeq and is a predicted model, not a curated record.